CUUGCAUUACCUACCUAGAUACCCUUUGAUAUUCUAGAUUUUCCGAUAUCUGCUUUCCUAUCGGAUCGGCUUUGAUCGGAAAGACUGACUCUAACAUAUAUCGAUUUCCGUACCGAUUUCCGUUCAUGUGAGACAUGGAAGUUCGGUAUUACAUCUAUACAUUUGUAAGUGUAAAUUUAUGCAGCAUUAGCACCUCUCCCGUCUUGGACCGCUUGCAGAAUAAGCAAAAUUCCAUCUUGACUUCCAGCCGGUCUCGUUCGUAAAUGGUCCAACAUUGUCCCUCUCGCAGGAUGGCUUUUAGGAUGGCUUUUGGAAGAGUUUUAUUUCCAAGACAACCAAGAUGAUGACGAUGAUGAUGACCGAUAGGAUUACACGUACAACCACACUCAAAUAACCAAGUCAACCUCUUGCCUUUUAUAAUAUAGUCUAGUCUGUCUAGUCUACAGGUAAUCUUUAUAGUCUAGUUCAUCCCCCACUUUCACCUGCGGGACCCUGAAAAUCCCUCGAUUCUAUUUCUAAUCUUGAGGUAUUGUCUACUAUAGAGUCGAACAGUCCCCCCUAAUAUCGAAUAUCUAAUAUCCAAUAUCUCCUUACAUUCGUCCAUCACCAACUCAUACCCCUCGUUCUUCGCCUACGUAGCCUCAUUGUCCGUAUACUAUAUACAUUAUAAUAUAAAUCAUAACAUACAUAUUACUCUAGACAAGCAGAGAGAGAGAGAGAGAGAGAGACCGCACUUUCAUAAUGGGUUCCCUCCCCCCGGUCUCUAACCCGCCGCGCCGGCCCCUCCACGAUUCCAUCCCUCCUCUAGUCCUGGGCACCGCUACCUUCAACACGCAAUACGUUCCAAACCCCUACGAUCUACCAGCUAUCUCUAUUGUUUCGCGUGCGCUCGACCUCGGCGUCCGCGCUUUCGAUACGUCACCGUACUAUGGGCCAUCCGAGUUGAUAUUGGGUGAUGCACUAGCUCAUCCCUCCGUCGCCACGGCAUAUCCUCGCUCCUCUUACUUCCUCGUUACUAAAGCCGGCCGCAUCGCCUCUGACGUCUUCGACUAUAGCCCCGCCUGGGUCCGGUACUCGGUGCUGCGAAGUCUAGAGCGUCUGCACACCACUUAUCUGGACUUGGUUUAUAUGCAUGAUGUCGAGUUCGUCUCACCCCCUGAGGUGCUAGCCGCCGUGCGCGAGCUGCGUCGUUUACGCGCUGAGGGCAUCGUUCGCUACGUUGGCAUCAGCGGUUACCCCGUCGAGAAGCUGUGCGCCCUCGCUGAGAUGAUUCUCCUUGAGACGGGAGAGCCUCUCGAUGCUAUAUUGAGCUAUGGCCAUUAUACCAUACAGAAUACAACAUUGGGUACUUCCGCUAUGGCUCGGUUCGAGAGUGCGGGAGUCGACGUCGUCCUCAAUGCCAGCAUGCUUAAUAUGGGCCUGUUAACUACGAGAGGCGCAGCUACCGGACCCUUAGCCUCGUGGCAUCCGAGUCCGGAGGGAUUGAGAAAAGCAUGUCAGGAUUUGGUAUCUAUCGCGGCAGAUGCGGAUGAGAAAUUGGAGGUUGUCGCUAUCCGGUGGGCAUUGGACAACUGGUCAAGAAUCGGCGCAUCUAGAGGUAGCCAUACACGAAAGCUAUCGGCUGGGGACCGAGUCGGCGUAAGCGUCAUGGGCAUCUCGAGCAUCCCUGAACUAGAAGAAACAUGCCGUGUAUUCCAGAGCGUAGUAGAGGGUCUCGAGCCGGAGACUUCUGAUAUCGAACAGUUGAAACAAAGGCAAUGGAGCUUGGAUCGUCGUCAGAAGAUACAAGGGAUAGUAGAAAAGAUGUGGGCAGUCCUAGGCCAGUGGAAGGACUACAGCUGGACCAGUCCCGAGCCUGGGUUCGUCAAUGCGAGAAAGCCUGCUGAUAUCGGUGUUACGCCCAACGACGGGAUUCUUGUCAAGUAUGCCGCCAAAUCUAAUGUGAGUGUGAACAUUGAGGAGUUACCGUUAUCCGUUAUUUAGGAGGUAACCAUACAAAUAUACCUACCUCUUAUCAUAAUGCACGAAAAUCUUUCGACACGGAAAUCCGCGCGGGGUUAACAUGAUAUAACUCUAAUAGCGCUAUAAACACGCAUUAUAACACAAGUGAUGAUUGUAGUUCUACCCAAGUGCUUCCAUAUGUUGAACGCCUUAGGUACUAUUACACACAAUGCUACCUAGGUAAAGUUGACUACCAGGUAGUUACCUGCGUAGUGGUCAAAUGACUCCCAUUUACGACGAGUGAUUCUAUUCACUUCUUACAUCUAAGUUAGCUUUUCUAGGUCAGUAUAGCCAGAGUU
This is a messenger RNA of Daldinia decipiens, 2300 nucleotides long. RefSeq names its product Aldo/keto reductase. Bases 742 to 1983 code for a protein of 413 amino acids. Gene Ontology annotation, biological process: dehydro-D-arabinono-1,4-lactone biosynthetic process. The record is from RefSeq and is a predicted model, not a curated record. NCBI's taxonomy places the organism in Eukaryota, Fungi, Ascomycota, Sordariomycetes, Xylariales, Hypoxylaceae. The transcript has a single exon. Gene Ontology annotation, molecular function: D-arabinose 1-dehydrogenase [NAD(P)+] activity. Gene Ontology annotation, cellular component: cytosol.